AUGAUUAACAAUAUCAACGACGUUGUUAAGGGAAUACCGACGUUAAUAAUUAACAAUAUCAAUGACGACGUUAGGGAAAUGUCGACGUUGAUAAUUAACAAUAUCAACGACAACAUUAGGGGAAUGCCGACAUUGAUAAGUAACAAUAUCAACGACGGCGUUAAGGGAAUGCCGACGUUGAUAAUUAACAGUAUCAGAGACAUCGUUAGGGGAAUGCCGACGUUGAUAAGGAACCCAGGAGCUCUAGCUUACUCAUUUUAUCCACCUGACGGAGAGCUUCAUUUCAAUGCACGCAUUCCUUGGGUAAACGGAGCAGAGCCUGGGAAAAUGGACAUUGAAACGGUUGCGUUGCAUGAGCUUGGACAUGUUCUUGGUCUUUAUCAUAGUAAUGUUCCUUCUGCGGUAAUGUGGCCAACUUCAGAACCCGGUGUUACCAAAAGAAACUUACAUGAUGAUGACAUUGCCGGAAUUAAGGCAUUGUACAACUUUCCUUAA
Molecule: messenger RNA, 495 nt
Organism: Impatiens glandulifera
Lineage: Eukaryota; Viridiplantae; Streptophyta; Magnoliopsida; Ericales; Balsaminaceae
Product: metalloendoproteinase 4-MMP-like
Exons: 2
Coding region: 1-495 (164 amino acids)
Biological process (GO): collagen catabolic process; proteolysis; extracellular matrix organization
Cellular component (GO): extracellular matrix
Molecular function (GO): metalloendopeptidase activity; zinc ion binding
Source: RefSeq, a predicted model, not a curated record